Octopus sinensis (East Asian common octopus) is the source of this 2241-nucleotide messenger RNA. RefSeq names its product spondin-1. Gene Ontology annotation, biological process: cell adhesion. The transcript has 11 exons. The coding region runs from base 159 to 2114 and encodes 651 amino acids. Gene Ontology annotation, cellular component: extracellular matrix. The record is from RefSeq and is a predicted model, not a curated record. Gene Ontology annotation, molecular function: serine-type endopeptidase inhibitor activity. Lineage: Eukaryota; Metazoa; Mollusca; Cephalopoda; Octopoda; Octopodidae.
CCAAAAACGAAAUAUAUACAUAUAUAUAUAAUGCAUGUCUAUUCCUCUAUUGCAGAGCGACGGUCAUUGAAAGAGCUGACGCGUGGUACAAAGACCAUGGAGGAUUGACUAAAGUCAUCUGUGAAGAAGACUACUCCCAGAAGCACCAAAAAGAUGAAAUGGUCAAUGACAACCAGGAAAGAAGUUGUUGUCCCUGUGAUUCUGUCACCUACAAAUUGAUCUUCAAAGGUCUUUGGUCUCGACGGACUCACCCGAAGGACUUCCCAACACAGACCCACCUGUUGCAUUGGUCCAGCGUCGUCGGUGCAUCCCACAGCGCAGAGUACAACAUCUGGCAGUAUGGAGGGAUGGCGUCCCGUGCAGUGAAGUACGUCUGUGAGUACGGCUCAUCAAAUGUCCUCGAGGGUGAAAUGAGAAAACAUAGUGAGAAGAUCCGUACAGUUGUGAAAACUCCCCAGAUGUGGGGGGAUGUCCUACGUUCCCACCAAGCUUUGUUUUCAGUCAACAAAGAUUACCAAUUCUUGUCCCUCAUCACUAUGAUUGGCCCCAGUCCUGACUGGUGUUUAGGUGUGAGCUCAUUAAACCUCUGUCAGAAGAACUGCACCUGGGCUGAUAACUUGGAAGUAAAUCUAUAUCCUUGGGAUGCUGGAACAGAUGAUGGUCCCAGCUAUAUGGGACCCAAAUCAGCAAGUGACCCACAACAAAGGAUCCAUCGGAUCACAAACCGUUACCCAAACACUCCGUCGUCUCCGUUCUACGGUCCGAACAAGAUUGCUCCGAUGGCUCGUCUCAUCAUCAGCAAAGAGAAGGAAAAGUGCGGGGGGAAACACACGUUGAAUGAAGGAGAGAGUUCCCGGACGACUGAGGAACUGGUGGAUCUCAUGAAGAAGAAGAUGGAGAUGAAGAAGAAACUAGAAAUGGAAAAAUGUGCCGCCAACGAAUGGAGUGAAUGGACGGCGUGUUCAGCGAGUUGUGGAAUGGGUUCACAUCAACGGAGACGUACUCUGAAGAUGGCACAUGUGUUGCCAUCAAUGUGUAAAACAAAGUUGAUUGAAACCAAGAAAUGUUUCGAACUCGCCAAUGGCUGCGACACUGGAAUGGAUAAAAAGAAUGGUUUGAAAUCUCCGAAGAAGAAUAAAAAGCAGAAUCUACGUCCUGGUAAAAAGUUGCCAUUGAAUUAUGAAUUCAGACACCAACAGAAGAUGGAUUUCAAGGACAAGUGUGCUGUGACACCUUGGUCACCAUGGUCACCAUGUAGCGUGACAUGUGGCAGUGGAAUGAGGGAGAGGUGGAGAAUAUUCACAUCAGUGGAUGCCACACCAGAAAGAUGCCGUGUACGGAGGAUGGAGAGAGAUUUCUGUCGAAUACUUGACUGUCGGAAGGCUGAAAUGAUGAAAAACUGGACUUCUGUGUGCUCCCAGCCCCCAGAAGAUGGUCCCUGCAGGGGGUCGUUCCCACGGUGGUACUAUGACCCAAACAUGCGGAAGUGUAUCCAGUUUAAUUACGGUGGUUGCCGUGGUAACGAAAACAGAUUCCAGUCUGAAGAAGCCUGUGUGAAAUCUUGCAUAGAACGCAUGAAGUUGAUAAUGAUGAUGAAGGAGAAAGAUAUGGCAAACGUGAAGCAACAAAUGAGGAAAAUGAGGAAGAAAUUGAAAAAAGCUCGUCGACAUCGCCAUGUGAAUAACCGGGUCCACUGCAUGGUGACCCCAUGGUCGAAUUGGUCAGCUUGUUCAGCCACAUGUGGUAAUGGAAUCACCAUGAAGAGUCGAAUGAUCAAAGUUAAACCAAUGAAUGGAGGAAGGAGAUGUCCGAAAAGAAUGGUGAAAAAGAAGAAAUGUAAACUUGCCAGAUGUUCAGUUGACUGUGAAAUGUCUGAGUGGGGAGAGUGGAACACUUGUACUGGUGACUGUGAUGCGAUGGCUGGCAUGCAGGUACGUAAACGAGACCGAGCUGUGAAACCAAGAAGAGGAGGCAAAAGUUGUCCAUCAAAAACUGAAAAACGAAAGUGUAAUGUCCUAUCUUGCUCGUCUGACACAUAUAUGAACUCCACUUUGAAAGCCACAGAAAUGGAGAAAGUAAAACAAGCAAAUUCUAUGCUUAAAAACAAACAAUAAACAAACAAAUAAAAAUUCCCGGAGGAUGUUUCUUCAAAUUUUAACCAUGGGAAACCAAAACAUUUCAAAAAAAAAAAAAAACUAAGAAAAGAAAAAGUAAAAAACUAAAAAGAUAAAUGUAAUGGAC